AUGCCGACCUUUAACCCCUUCUCCUCCGUCACCGGACGCAACAGCUACAGCCUAUUUGAUAUCCGCCUCGACCAGGACUUCAUCGUCUUCCGCGGCAACGACCAUGAAUCUGCUGGCCAGCUCCUCAAGGGCGUCGUCGUCCUCUGCCUAUCACAGCCCCUGCGCAUGGAAGAUAUCCACCUGCGUUUAACAGGAACGCAUCGUGUCUCUUGGGCCGACCCCAGAUCCAGCACUCCCGCUGUCGCUGGCCAAAAGGUUGACAAAACGACCGUCAUUCUCGACCACCGAUGGACACCCUUUGUCGGCACUCACGGAAAGAGCAUGACCCUGCCCGCCGGCAACUACGAAUACCCCUUCGACUUUACACUCCCCGGCGACACGUCAGAAAGCGUCGAGGGUAUCCCCGAGGCCUCCAUCACAUAUCGCCUCAAAGCGACCGUCAGCCGUGGCAAGCUUGCCUACGACCUACACGCCUACAAGCCCCUUCGCAUCAUUCGUACGCUCGAAGCUGACACCCUCGAAUUCCUGCAUGCGAUGAGCGUGGAAAACAUCUGGCCCAACAAACUGGAAUACUCGAUUGUGGUUCCCCAAAAGGCCGUCGUCUUUGGCGGCGUCGUCGACAUGGAAAUGCGAUUCACACCCCUGCUCAAGGGCCUCGAGCUGGGCGAAGUGACGGCCAAGAUGAUUGAAACCCGCGAGUGCGUCAUUCAGGGCUCCACCGGCGUCAAUAUUCGCGAGCAUAGAACCGAGCGCGACGUUGCGACUUGGAAAUUUGAUGUGAACCGCGAGGAACACUGGCACGACAUGAUCGAGGAGACUGGACAGGAGGGCUGGGCUCUCACCAAGCAGCUGAGCCUACCCAAGAAGCUGCGUCAGUGCAUCCAGGAUAUCAACCACCACGGCAUCAAGGUGCGCCACAAGAUCAAGGUGACGGUGGCCCUGAAGAACCCCGACGGUCAUAUCUCGGAGCUUCGCGCUACGCUACCCGUCUCUAUAUUCAUUUCUCCCAAUAUGCCAUUUGAUGAUCAGGGCAACAUGGUCAGCCAAGCGCCUACCGAGGGUGGUCUCAGCCAACAAGCAGCUGGUGCGGCUCCUCCCGGCUAUGGUGCACAUAUCCUCGACCAGCUCUACGAGGACAUGGAUACUAGCGGUUUCCAGACUCCAGGCAUCCAGUCUGGCGUUAGCAGCCCGUUCUAUGCGCAAUCGCGUAGCGGCUCUGCCGAAAAUUUGCACGGCAUGAGCCACAUGUCUCCUAUUGCACCGGCCGCUCUAUCUUCACGACUAGCGGAUGUCUCUCUGGAUCCGUCGCAACGCAGCACAUCAUACUACUCGCUCAACUCGCUCUCGGGGCGUGUAUCGCCCAACCACGGCGUUGGCACUGGUACCGGCUCGGCAGCACGAUCGGAACCACCGUCGAACAGCCUUACGCGUAGCAACAGCGAAGAGGAGGGAUCCGACCGGGCGUCCACCGAGCAUGUUCACCUCGACCCUACUGAGUUUGCCGAGCUCAACCGCGUACCCAGCUACGCGACGGCGGUGCGCACGCCAGCCCGCUCGCGCGUGCAGACACCCGGAGGGCCGCUGCCCGACUACCAGACCGCACUCAGCGCUCCUCGCACCCCACCUGCAACGGAGAACGGGCAGGAGAUUCUGUCGCCCAUCACCGAGCGCGCCACCGAAGAGUACAGCGUGCAGCGCCCGGAAAUGUCGAGAAGCGCAUCGAGUGCAACCGGCGGAGUGCAGCUCUCUGCCUAG
Molecule: messenger RNA, 1755 nt
Organism: Akanthomyces muscarius
Lineage: Eukaryota; Fungi; Ascomycota; Sordariomycetes; Hypocreales; Cordycipitaceae
Exons: 3
Coding region: 1-1755 (584 amino acids)
Biological process (GO): ubiquitin-dependent endocytosis
Cellular component (GO): cytoplasm; cytosol; plasma membrane
Molecular function (GO): ubiquitin protein ligase binding; protein-macromolecule adaptor activity
Source: RefSeq, a predicted model, not a curated record